This is a messenger RNA of Bipolaris victoriae FI3, 1467 nucleotides long. RefSeq lists its product as hypothetical. The transcript has a single exon. The record is from RefSeq and is a predicted model, not a curated record. Bases 1 to 1467 code for a protein of 488 amino acids. Lineage: Eukaryota; Fungi; Ascomycota; Dothideomycetes; Pleosporales; Pleosporaceae.
AUGGAGCCCACAGAGAUUAUAGCGUCUGUGAACCGGGAGAACACCGAGUUGCAGAACCAAAACCAUCGACUUCUCGGCAAGGUUCAAGAAAUUCAGGCUCAACUUUCUGAAGCGCAUACGCUAAACAACUUGUUCCAACAUACAUUCCAAGCCCAGGCUUUUGAGAUCUACACGGCUACUGAGACGAUCAACAACCUCCACCAUUAUAUCAACUUUCUACAAAGUUAUAUAGCUCACGUUGAACACCAAUCAGAGCAAGCAAUGCUUGCAUGCAGGCAGACGACCGAGUAUUAUGAACGAGAAAUUGCCGCCGGAAGCUGGUCGCGUCACCAGUGGAGCCAGGAAGCGGCAAAUCUCAGUUCCAGCGCAAGGGAUCUCCACCACAGUGCCUUCGCCAACUUCAAGGCUAGCAAUACAAGUGACGAACAGAAAAAGGAUCUUAUACAGAAGAUCAUGGAAAUUGAGUCUACCGUUUUGUUGAAAGAAAUCCAGAAAAACAACCUUAAGCAUGCCCUUGAGAAUAACAGAGCUCGUCUAAAGAAGGUUUGCAUCACAUCUUCUAAGAUGAUCGAGACUCGGGAUGAGUUGAAUCGCAAACUUGCCGAGACAAACGUUGUGCUUCGCUCGAAAGCGGGAAAGAGCGCGCACGCUCUUAGUGUGGCUAAGAAGGAAAAGGAAAGCUUACAAAGGAAGAUCGAGGAUGCGGAGGAGGAAUUACAAAAGUGUCGGGAAACAGAGGAGCAACUGAACGAGGCCAUCGAAAGGGAAGUACAACUUCAGCGUGAAUGCCAGCUUUCACUUGCCGAAGCAGAAGGUCUCCGAAUUUCGAAUGACUUCUACAAGCGCGAGGAUGCAAAUCAAACGCAAACUAUUUCUAGCUUAAAAAGACUAGUAGUAAACUUGCAGAAUACGGACCGGAACGAAGGCUUCACCAAAACUGUUGCCAAUCACAAGGCUGAGAUUGUGCAGCUUGUUGCGAAUCAGACCCGACUUGAAGACGAGAUUCGGAAGCAGAAAAGUAUCGUUACUAAGUCUUUAGCCAAGAUGGUAGAACAAGUUGAGAUUACGAACGAGGCAAAGAAGGAGGUGGCUACUUACAAAGGACAUGCUCUAGCUACAAGCCACUCGCUGCUAGUCAGCCUAUCGCACACGAAGUUCGAAGUUGCCAAAGAAAUUGUUGAUAAUGUUUUCGAAGGGUUAAAAGAUAUUGAUUCAAAGAAGAAGGCAACACAAGCGAUUCACACCAUCAAUGGCUAUCUUGAAAGACAACUCAAAACGGUCGAAGACUACACCACGAAUACAAUUUCAAGCAGUGCUGAGGUACGGGAACUGAUAAGAGAUCUUCAGAAUCAGACUCCAAAGGAAGCAAAGCCAGAUAAGACAGAGGGUUUCAUUGAGUAUGUACGAGGGUUGCAGCAUAGCCUCGAGGCAGAAGCUGCGGAGAAGACGAACAAGCUUGAUGUCUAG